ACGGCCUUCGGGAAACAAUCCCGCACGCUCGAGCGUGGUCGUACGUCGAACUUCACGCGAAAGCAAGCACCGCGUCUCGCGCAUCGAUCGCGCGAGGGGACGCGCGCGCGAACGCGAUGACCGCCGCGGCGUUCGGUGCGAUCGGGGGCCUAUCCAAUACGACUUUCGCCUCCGCGCGCGUCGCGUCCAGCGCGCGCGCGUCUCGAUGCGCGUCGCGCGCGAGGCAAUCGAUCUCGACGUCCCCCGUCGGAUCGCGCGGCGCUGAAACGCGCGGCGCGCUCGUCGUCGUCGCCGCGAAGAAGAAGGGCAGCGGCAGCUACGAGGACGAUUACGCGUACUACGGCGACUUGAGCUCGUUCGACUCGUACGACGAGUACGACGACGCGGGCGCGGGGGGGUACGCGUCGUACGCCCCGACCAAAUCCGGCGGCGGCUCGAGCGAUACCGGCGGGAAGAAGAAAGGCGCGGCGAAGCGACAGAAGAAGUCCAAGAGCAGGGACGAGAACGACGUCCCCGCGAUCGCGGCCAACGUGCGAGCGGUCAUCAACAGCAAACAGAAACGCAAGCCCGACGCGGGCGCGAUCGGGAGCUCGCUGGACAUCGGCUCGAGCCUCGACUCGGACGACGGCGACUUCGUCCCCGCGAACAGCGCGUGGAGUGGGGCGAACAAGACGAUGUUCAACGCGGAUCUGUUGACGUCCGUGGACGAGUCCGACCUGACGUUCGGCGACGCCGUCCCCGCGGACGCGCCCGUCGCGACGGUCGUCUACACGCAGAAGGAGAAGCCGAAGGAGAAGCCGAAGGAGAAGGCAAAGGCGAAGGAGGAGACCGCGAGCGCGUCCAAGGCGACGAAGAAGGCGAAGACGACGCUCGUGAAGUGGGGGUUCGCGGAGAGCGAGGUGGACAAGGCGCUCUCGGAGACGGAGGUGGAGCCGGAGGAGGGCGAAGGCCAGGCGGGGUUCAACAAGAAGCGGCAGGUGGACGCGCUGGACUGGCUCUUGUUGAACGCCGCGGAAGACACGAUCCCGGUGGAUUACAAAAACGACGCGCUGCGCGUCAGGAGCGCGUGA
This is a messenger RNA of Micromonas pusilla CCMP1545, 1070 nucleotides long. RefSeq lists its product as uncharacterized. The transcript has a single exon. NCBI's taxonomy places the organism in Eukaryota, Viridiplantae, Chlorophyta, Mamiellophyceae, Mamiellales, Mamiellaceae. The record is from RefSeq and is a predicted model, not a curated record. Bases 117 to 1070 code for a protein of 317 amino acids.